GAGUAACCUACUUAUAACAAAUAUUACGUAAAUAAAAUCCAACCGAACUCGCAAAACAUAAGAAAACAAAACAAACAAAGAACAAGGAAUCGGUAAUAGAUACUGAUAUGGCAAGAGACAGCUGCUUGGCUCGCGUCACCGCCGGCGUUGCAAUCGGAGGAGCUGUUGGCGGCGCAGUUGGCGCAGUUUACGGGACUUAUGAGGCUAUUAGAUACAAGGUCCCAGGACUUCUCAAGAUUAGAUAUAUCGGCCAAACAACACUCGGUAGUGCUGCGAUUUUCGGUCUUUUUUUGGGUGCUGGAAGCUUGAUACAUUGUGGGAAGUCAUACUAACUAUUCUCUGGCUGUCUUUAAUCCUUAAGAUUGUAUUCUCAGGAUGAUGCACUGCUAGCUUAGAUAGAAGGUCUAUAAUGCUUGUAAGCCUUGGUUUUGUUUUUGGGUUUCUGUUUCACUCAAUUAUUGAAUCCAAUGUUCAAGUUUACAUU
Messenger RNA from Durio zibethinus, 484 nucleotides. RefSeq lists its product as uncharacterized. The record is from RefSeq and is a predicted model, not a curated record. Gene Ontology annotation, cellular component: TIM23 mitochondrial import inner membrane translocase complex. Lineage: Eukaryota; Viridiplantae; Streptophyta; Magnoliopsida; Malvales; Malvaceae. Gene Ontology annotation, biological process: protein insertion into mitochondrial inner membrane; protein import into mitochondrial matrix.